Staurois parvus is the source of this 663-nucleotide messenger RNA. The record is from the annotation of a GenBank genome assembly. Lineage: Eukaryota; Metazoa; Chordata; Amphibia; Anura; Ranidae.
CAGGUGGAGGAGCAGUGUCUGGAUUACUAUAACCAUAAAGACGUCAAAAAGACCAAUGACGAAAAAGUGAAUUUGGAACUUUAUUAUGAGAGUCUUUGUGGGGGCUGCCGGAGCUUUAUUGCUCUUCAGCUGUACCCCACAUUUCUAAUGUUACCUGACAUUAUGAAUGUUACACUGGUGCCUUUCGGGAAUGCACAGGAAAAAAAUGUUUCAGGAAAGUGGGAAUAUGAAUGCCAGCAUGGGCCUGAGGAAUGUUAUGGAAACACCAUAGAGGCAUGUCUUAUUCACCUCCUGCCAGGUAUCGCUAGCUACUUUCCUAUCAUUGAUUGUAUGGAAAUGUCUCCCAACUGCACAGCAGCACUACAACCAUGCCUCCAAGCUCUUAAGCCGGACCUCCCAGUCAAAACAGUAUUGGACUGUGUGAAUGGGGACCUGGGUAACAAACUUAUGCACGCUAAUGCUCAGCAAACCCAGGCACUUGACCCUCCACAUCAAUAUGUGCCAUGGCUAGUCAUCAAUGGAAAACAUGAUGAUGAUCUGCAGACUCGAGCUCAAAAGGCAUUAUUUAAUCUUGUCUGUGAACUUUACAAGGGAGAAAAGCCAGAAGCUUGUACAGGAAAAGGUGUGACACCUUUGAAAAAGGAAUCUGUAUGUUUAAAUUAA